This is a messenger RNA of Triplophysa rosa, 2426 nucleotides long. RefSeq lists its product as uncharacterized. Bases 732 to 2081 code for a protein of 449 amino acids. Gene Ontology annotation, molecular function: flavin adenine dinucleotide binding; N,N-dimethylaniline monooxygenase activity; NADP binding. The record is from RefSeq and is a predicted model, not a curated record. Lineage: Eukaryota; Metazoa; Chordata; Actinopteri; Cypriniformes; Nemacheilidae. The transcript has 8 exons.
UGUGGUAUUCCACGUCAGUUACGUACAUACUACAGCACAUAAACAUACUAACCAUUAUAAAUACCAAACCCAUAACGUUGUUUUCUGAUUCUUUCACUAUACAAGGCUUUUUUCGAAGUGUUGCACAAAUGUUUCAAUAGAAACUCUAGCUACCUAAACUAAACUUGAACAAGACUGUAGACUUUUAAACCAUUUUAUCUUCCUUUCGUUUUACAAAGUACAAAAUGGGCUUGUGCCUUUAUUUUGAAAUCAUUGCACAGUCUUAUCUCCCCUGCAGCCACUCAAGAAAACAGGGAAAUGUACUGCAAACGUUAUUUUUGUAUCUUUAAAAAGCCACAAUAGCAUAUAGUGUGUGUCGUCGCUGAUAAGAACAACUGACAGUUAUAAAAUGAGGAAGAUUUUCCCUUUCAGCCAAUGCAAACAACGAAGGAGAAGAAAUCCAUAUUGAUUGGAGGCGACAGACUCAAAGACAUGACCGAAGUUCACAUUAGUGACACAUUACUGAACUGUUGUGGUGACCAUGCAUUUCUAGCAGAAAGGCCUUCAAAAUGGAGGAUUAUGUACGCUAAAUCUCCACAGGAAACAGCUUUGUGUGUGAGCAGUGAUUACCCGGCGUUGAGUUUAAGUUUUUCCGAUCCAGAAUUGUUUCUGACUCAUAUGAGAUCUGCAGGUGGACUGAUAAAGAGCGACAGUGCGCAUGCGCACAUUUUGUCCAAACACGAAACAUCUAAAUGGGUAUUCGUGUAGCUGUCAUAGGGGCUGGAGCUGCAGGGCUCUGUGCCGCACGACACAUCCUGUUUUGGCCUGACGUUUUUGACUCACCUGUGGUGUAUGAGUUGACAGAGCAUGUGGGUGGCACCUGGUUCUAUGAAGAUCGAGUGGGGACCUAUGACAAUGGCUAUCCUAUCCACAGCAGUAUGUAUGGGAACCUCAGCCCUUUCCUGUGGGAUUCUUUAUCUGCUUUCAGAACCAAUUUGCCCAAAGAGGUUAUGAUGUUCCCUGAUUUCCCCUUUGAUGAUCACCUGCCUUCUUUUUUGCACCAUACAUCAGUUCAGCAAUAUUUGGAAAAGUAUUGUGAGAGCAGGGAUAUAGCUCCUCAUAUCAAGUUCAACACCGUGGUGGAAAAGGUGAAGCCCGUCUCCAUGGAGACAGAAACAGGGGGAGCUGUGACGUGGGAGGUAAUUUCGCGCGACACAUGUGGAGACCAGAACACUCAGACGUUCGACUCGGUGUUUGUGUGCAGUGGGCAUUAUUCCGACCCCCACCUGCCCUACAUUCCAGGAAUAGAGGAUUUUAAAGGAAAAGUGUUUCACAGUCACUGGUACCGGCAUCCAGAGCCCUUCGCUAACAAGUCGGUUGUGGUCUUGGGAGGCGGAGCUUCUGGAGUGGACAUUUCCAUAGAGCUAGCCCAUGUCCACGCUCAGGUCAUUUUAAGUCAUAACAAACCAUCCCUGGCCUUUCCUCUUCAUUUGGGUAUCCAGCAGGCUACACCUGUUGUUAAAGUCUCAGCAGAUGGGUCUUUACACUUCCAGGAUGGAUCAGUGACCAAGGCUGAUGUUCUUCUGCUCUGUACAGGAUACAAUUUUAACUUCCCCUUCCUCUGUCUGUCAGAACUGGGCCUGGAGAUACGGGAUCAUAUUGUGACUCCACUCUACAAAUUCUUGCUGCCCCCUGCCUUCCCUUCGAUUUUCUUUAUCGGCAUUUGCAAAAUAAUUUCCCCUUUUGUACACUUCCACUGUCAGGUUAAGUUUGCUCUCGCCAUCCUUGAAGGUUCUGUGAAGCUGCCCAAUCAGUUGGAGAUUGAGAAGGAGGCACAGGGAGAGAUGCAAAGAAAACUGGAGAAAGGUGUACAGGUGAAGCACUUGCUCAAUAUGGACUCUGAGCAGUGGGGUUAUUACCUGGAGCUGGCCAGGAUGGGUCGAUUCACACCCCUAAACCCAGUGAUUCAGAGCCUGUAUGAAGAGGUGGGCAGACAGAGGCGAAAACAGCCACUAACAUACAAACAGAUGAACUACAGGCUCAUUGAUGCCACACAGUGGGAGAUUUUGGAAUUUCCACCAGAACAGGCCGAUAAAGUUUAAGUAAAAAUGUAUGAGAUUUGCAGUUUAGUUUGUAAGGUAAUAUUUUUUAAGGUGACCUCAUAAAAGGAUGUUCACGUUUUAACAUUAUAAUAUCACAAAUUUUAAGUAUUCAGACAUCAGUGUUAUACAUUGUAUAACAUAUUCUAAAGCUUGUAUAUACAUUGAAUAUAAAUGUAAACUUUAAAUAUACAGUGGGUUUCAAGUGUGAGAACACUAUUAUCAGCAUAACAAUUUGACUGAAAAUUUACUUAAGAAAACCUAAAACGUUCUACGUAUCUUCGUGUUUAUUUUACAUUGUAAAUGUAAGAUUGUAAUUGUGAAGUCAGACUUUUAUUCGGACUUUUA